Molecule: messenger RNA, 306 nt
Organism: Ambispora gerdemannii
Lineage: Eukaryota; Fungi; Glomeromycota; Glomeromycetes; Archaeosporales; Ambisporaceae
Source: the annotation of a GenBank genome assembly
GUCAGUCUUAUCGUGCUCAAUCUCAAAAAGGAUCACAAAGAUUGGUAUGACGUGAACCAGGCGAAGAAUUGGAUGAAGAUUGUGUUGCUGGCACAGUCCAAGCAUAAUGUUUUGGAGGGUGCUUACUUGGUAUGGAUUGGGAUUAAUAAGAAAUUCCGUAAACAAAGACAAUGCUGCGUCACAUCACUCAAAGCUGCUCGCGAAAAUGCAAUAAUUUCAGUUAUGUUUUGGCCAGCGCAAAGUCCUAUUGAAAACCUCUGGGCUGAGAUAAAAACCAUGGUACAUCGACGAACUCCACCUCCAUAA